AUGCAGGGGUUUAGACAGGCACUUGAGGACAGUAAUCUUGUUCAAAUACCCACUGUUGGCUCUUUCUUCACAUGGGAGAAGGGCAGGGAGUCGAAUAAUCUGGUUAGAGAGAAGCUUGAUAGAGCCCUUGCUACUGAGGACUGGGCUUGUAAAUUCACUAAUGUUGUCUGCUCGGUUGUUCAUAUUCCUAGAUCGGAUCACAAACUGUUGGUGAUUAAUACAACUCCUAAGGAUAAUAGGGGAGAUAAAAGGAGAUUUCAAUUUGAUAAUGCAUGGUUAUGUGAUGAGAGUCUAGCUGAGAUUAUUAAAGGAGCUUGGGGUAGGAGUAGAAAUAGAGAAUUUUGGCAAAAGAAGAAGACUAUACAUAGAUUAUUGGAUAAUGGGCCCAAUACUAUUUCUCACACCUCUUUAAAGGAAGAUUGUAAUCGUCUCCUUGAGCAGGAAGCUAGUCUAAAACAGUAG
Manihot esculenta (cassava) is the source of this 462-nucleotide messenger RNA. RefSeq lists its product as uncharacterized. The transcript is spliced from 2 exons. The record is from RefSeq and is a predicted model, not a curated record. NCBI's taxonomy places the organism in Eukaryota, Viridiplantae, Streptophyta, Magnoliopsida, Malpighiales, Euphorbiaceae. Bases 1 to 462 code for a protein of 153 amino acids.